Molecule: messenger RNA, 1547 nt
Organism: Aphanomyces astaci
Lineage: Eukaryota; Oomycota; Saprolegniomycetes; Saprolegniales; Verrucalvaceae
Exons: 3
Coding region: 31-1452 (473 amino acids)
Source: RefSeq, a predicted model, not a curated record
AUACCUUUGCGCAGCCACCGCGGCAUUGUUAUGAAAGACCAACGGAUGCAGUCCAUACCCCUGAGUGUGUUCUGGUGCGCCUACCUAUACAUGCCAGCGGUGUUAUACAUUUACGUGACUAACAUGCACCUCCCGCCCAUCAAGUACUGCCAGCCGUACCUCAUGGUAGCCACGGGAAUCUUUAGUACGCUAUACUGCUUGACGGUGCCGCUGGUUCUGAUUCUUGGCCCCAACUGGCCGUCCCCUAUCCUAAUCGUUUGUGGCUACUUCGUCCCCAGUCUUAUCUGUGUGUCGUUCAUCUUGAGUGCAGGCGCCGUGGUGGUCAUGUUUAAAAUCACAGACUUGAUUGUACUGCACACGCACUUUUCCCCGUCGCAAGUCGACCGCCUCAGCUUUUACAGGCGAUUGUUGUACCCCAAAGUCCAAGUCCUUGCAGUGGUCGUGGGGGGAGUGGUCGUGUCAAUGCCGUACUGUGUUGCCCUUUACUCUUUUGGUGACUUGACCGCCGCAGAACUGCUGCAAGGCCACGGUGGCACUGUGCUUUGGACAUCUACAUGCGUAUUUGCGCUACUCGCGGGCGUUGGGGGAGUAGUCUUGUCAGCACAUAUGGCGCCUUACAUGGACAACUUGGGGCUACGACGUACCUACCGUCGGUCUUGUUUCGCCAGCAGCCUCCUUGUGCUGACAAGCGCUUUGAUUUCUACGCUCGAAUUGACUAUUACGUUGCCUUUGGCUCAAGAUUACAACGUGCACAACAUCUUGUACACCCUCGCGGCUCAGUAUUUUUUCUUUUUCAACCUCGUCGUGCCAUUGCGCGACCUCGAGUCGUUUCAACUCAUGAUGCGUGGCAAGUCGUUGGCCAAUGGGACGAUGGCGCCAUCUCAGCCUACUACGUCAUCUCCAGCGACUGCUUGCACCGCUCAGUUGGAGCGGUACUUGCGGUCGGACCAUGGCCUGCCGACGUUUAUGACGUUCUGCCAGAGGGACUUUCGCACCGAAGAGCUGCGUGCGUGGCAACUUGUCGAGCAAUUCAAGCAACGCCUCGUGUCAGCCCAGAAGUUGCUCACCACGUGUCUCGUGCCGCAGUGUGCGUUGGCGUGUCCGACAUCCGUGAAGUGGGGCCCCACGUACGCGACAAGGCUGGAGAGCUGGCUGCGUUGCGACGAGGACAUUGUGGGAAACGAAGUGCCGACGACUUUCUUUGACGAGUUUCAAGCGGCGCUGCUCGGGGCUCUGUGCGAAGACGUGUGGCUGCGGUUCCAGAGGCAAUCGCUGGACUGGAUCGACCACGACCGAAGGAGGCGAAGUCUCGAGGGAAUGGACACGGUGCUUCGGAUGGUGGUAAAAAAGCAACCUGUGGCUGUGGUUGUUACCGAUGAGCCCACGCCAGCUUGUGUGGACGACGUAUUGGAGUCCAUGGAUGAUGAGGACUUUGUUUCGUUUCAGUCGUGACCUCGGACACGUUGCAAAAUAUACGCGUAGCUGCUGUGGUUGGGCGUUUGGUUUGUAACUCCUUUCGCCCGCUUAUUGAGCUUAAAUUGUACUGC